AUUUCAGAGACUUUGACCAACACCAGAGAGGAAUCUUGAAGCUGAAAGAUUUUUAAAUCCUCCAUCCUGAAGGCUUCCAGUAGAUCUGAUCAGCUGUGAAAAGCCUCCUGUCCUGGUCUUCUGGUCAAUCAGGGUGUUUCUUUAAUAUUUGGGAUGACUUCGUGUCUUAAAACGGCUCACACUCCAGAUGGAAAAAGACAACUUUACCAGCGGACAUCUUCAGUCGCUGCCAUGGGAACUCCAUCACAAUCAACUGAUGAAGAAUUAUCAGUGGCUCUUCUGAACAUAAAUGGCCUCAGGAACAAAACUGAAGAUAUUCGUCACAUAAUAUCCCGGGAUAAGGUCCACGUUUUGGCUCUGUCUGAAACUAAAUUAGACGCUUCAGUUGCAGACAGUAAAGUUUAUAUUCCAGGUUUCAGGAUGUGGAGGAAGGACAGGGACAGCUAUGGAGGGGGGGUAGCUCUCUAUGUGCAGGAUCAUAUUGAAGCUAAAGAAAGGACCGACCUGAUGAAUCCUGAAGUGGAAAUCAUUUGGGUUGAGAUGGAGAUUCCUGACAGCAGACCAGUUCUACUAGGAUGUUGUUACAUACCAAAUAAUGAGGAUACAAAAUAUUUGGUUAAACUCUAUGAGAGCAUAACUAAGAUGUUGAAGAAGAAGGAGGAGAAAAAUAUUUUCGUGAUGGGAGACUUUAACAUUGACUUUAAAAAAGACUCUCUGCUGAGUUAUAUCGCUGAAAAAGUUUCAUCUAAAUGGGGGUUUAAGCAGAUUGUAGAAGAUCCUACAAGACUAACCGACAAAUCAGCAACGUGCAUUGAUCACAUUUACACAAAUGCUGCAGAUCUUUGCUAUAAACCUGAAUCCAGGGUAACUGGUUGCAGUGACCAUAACCUCAUCACCGUCACUGUCAAAAUAAAGAUUCCUAAACGGGUCAGAAGGUUGAGGUCAAAUCAAGACUUCAAUUUAGACACAUUUCUUGCUGACAUAAAAAGUGCUGACUGGAAAGCUGUCAGUGAGGAGUCCGAUCCUGAGAAAUCUCUGCUGAUGCUAACUGAGAAGUUUCUGUCAAUAGCAGAUAAAAACGCCUCAAUUCAGACCAAAGAUAUUUAUGAUUCAUUGAGGCCAAAGGACAGGUUGGAAACUUUAAUCAGUGAAAGAGAUCAGGCAGUAGGAAAAAUGAAAAAGAGGUUGAAGAAAAAAGAGCUGGAAGAUUUUGUUAAAAAAAAUAAAAAAAAAUAUUUCCAGCAGAUUUUUGAGGAAGCUAAAAAUGAUCCUAAAAAGCUUUUAAAAGUGUUUGAAGAAUUUUUGGGAGAGAGUUUGCCUUCAUAUGUGAUCAGCAUUACAGAAGAAGGAGUAGAACAUCUUGAUCCCUGCUGUCAAACCUUCACUGGAACCAAAGAUUUAGAGUCCAUCUUUGAAGGUUCCAGAGAAGACGAGAGAGAGGCUCAACUUGCUGAGAAACUGGAGCUCAAUGACAGAGAAGGGAAGAUUCGGCACCUGGCAUUUGGACCUCUAGAGAGUUUCCUGAGUCUAUCUGAGGUCCAGCAUGGCUCCACAAUGGUGGUUGCACUGUUUGACCUGCAGAUGACCCUGUUUCAACCCACCUCCAUGAGUUUUUCAGAUUGA
Cyprinodon tularosa is the source of this 1623-nucleotide messenger RNA. RefSeq lists its product as uncharacterized. Lineage: Eukaryota; Metazoa; Chordata; Actinopteri; Cyprinodontiformes; Cyprinodontidae. Gene Ontology annotation, molecular function: catalytic activity. The transcript has 4 exons. The coding region runs from base 154 to 1623 and encodes 489 amino acids. The record is from RefSeq and is a predicted model, not a curated record.